Molecule: messenger RNA, 1821 nt
Organism: Lachnellula hyalina
Lineage: Eukaryota; Fungi; Ascomycota; Leotiomycetes; Helotiales; Lachnaceae
Product: Ferric reductase transmembrane component
Exons: 1
Coding region: 1-1821 (606 amino acids)
Biological process (GO): iron ion transport; copper ion import; intracellular iron ion homeostasis
Cellular component (GO): plasma membrane
Molecular function (GO): ferric-chelate reductase activity
Source: RefSeq, a predicted model, not a curated record
AUGGCGUCAACAACACUCUCUUCAGCUGCAACGGCAGCCACUCCUUCCUCGAGCAUAGCGCCAUACGCCACUGCAUUGAAUGGCGUCAACCAACCGAUGAACAUGCUUUUCAGAAACAUAAUAUGGUGGAGUUUGGGCGUGCUGGCCAUGCUUAUACUCACCAUACGACUUGUGCAAAGGGCGAUUGCGCAUUCUCGACAUACAGGAGCGAUGGGCUUGUCUGGGGAAGCGCAGGCUUUUUGGUCAAAGAAUAGAUACGCAGCAUGGUGGAGGUUCAAGAAACACAUGCUGUAUGCGCCCCUGGGGAAGAAACGUCACAACAGGGAAAUUAGACUUUCGUCGGCCGGCAACAUGGGGACCAUUCCCUCAAGAUUCCACAGCAUCCUUCUUGCAAUAUUCAUCCUCAGCAACCUAGCUUUCAUGGCGUUUCUCGACUACUCACGAUCGGAUGUCUAUUCUGUCGUAGCAGAUUUACGAGGACGAUCGGGUGUGCUAGCUAUCAUCAAUAUGAUUGCUUUGAUAAUCUUCGCUGGUCGCAACAACCCCUUGAUUCCGCUACUGCAGAUCAGCUUCGAUACAUACAACCUGAUGCAUCGCUGGGUAGGAAGAGUGGUUGUUCUGGAAGUGAUUCUCCAUACCAUGGCAUGGGCCAUCGUUAAGCAUGCAGCUACAGGAUGGACAGGUAUCUGGCACAUGAUCGGCACUAACCCUUUCAUCAGCUGGGGUACAGUCGGAGCCGUCGCGCUGGUUCUGAUCAUCAUCCUCUCCCUUUCCCCUGUCAGACACGCAUUCUACGAAACCUUCCUUACCGUCCAUAUCAUCCUCGCAUUCAUCGCGAUGCUGGGCACGUGGAUCCAUUGCGAGGUCGCCAAACUGCCCCAACUACCCAUCAUUAAGGCCGUUGUCGUUCUCUGGAGUGUGGAACGCCUCUUCCGAAUGGCACGUCUUGGAUAUCUCAAUUACUCCCUCAAAGGGAACGCAUGGACCUCGGCCACCGUGGUUGCAAUGCCUGGAGGAGCUAGCAGAGUCACUUUGCACCUACCAAGACAUGUCAACGUCAAACCUGGAACACAUGCUUACCUUCGAUUCGCUGGCAUCAAAUACUGGGAGUCGCACCCCUUUUCAAUCGCAUGGGUAGAGCACAAGCCGAUUCAUGAACAAAGCCUCCCGACACAAGAAAAGGAAACACCAGUGGAAAAGCAACUACGGGAACCUGAGACAACCACCGAUGUGUCCUUCGUGAUUCACGCUCAGAGUGGCAUGACGAAAGCACUGUACGACAUGUCUACUAGGUCUCAACCACGGCAACUGUCUCUUAGCGCCGCAUUCGAAGGCCCAUACGGAGGCCAUCAUUCCCUCGACUCCUACGGGCACGUCGUCCUCUUCGCCGGCUCGAGCGGCAUUACCCACCAAAUCCCCUUUGUCAAGCACCUCAUCCAAGGCUUCAUCGAUGGCACGGUAGCCACACGCAAAAUCACCUUAAUCUGGAUCAUCCGAGACAGCGAGCACCUAGAAUGGGUGCGCGAAUGGAUGGAUCUGGUAUUGAGAAUGCCCAGACGACGAGAAAUCCUGCAAGUCAAGCUUUACGUCACGAGACCAAAGAAUCCUAGGGAUAUCAUAAGUCCCAGUUCGACGGUGCAAAUGUCGGCGGGUAGACCAAAGAUCGGACACAUCCUGAGGGAAGAGGUUAAGGCGCAGAUGGGGGCCAUGUGCGUCACGGUUUGUGGACCGGGCGGGCUGGCUGACAAUGUUAGGGAGGUUGUGAGGGAAGUGCAGGAUGUCAGCGUGGUGGACUUUAUUGAGGAAAGCUUCACUUGGUAA